Megalobrama amblycephala (Wuchang bream) is the source of this 2729-nucleotide messenger RNA. Its product is annotated as hepatic triacylglycerol lipase-like. The transcript is spliced from 9 exons. The record is from RefSeq and is a predicted model, not a curated record. Gene Ontology annotation, biological process: lipid metabolic process. Gene Ontology annotation, molecular function: triacylglycerol lipase activity; apolipoprotein binding. NCBI's taxonomy places the organism in Eukaryota, Metazoa, Chordata, Actinopteri, Cypriniformes, Xenocyprididae. Bases 954 to 2423 code for a protein of 489 amino acids.
UAAUGACUUAUAUGAUGUAAAAUGUUCUUUAAAUUAAAAGUAACUAUUCCUGUCCGGUCCAGAUCACACAUGGUGUGUAUCGGUUGACAAACAACUAGAUAAAAACAACUUGAUGAAUGUGCUUUAGUGAAUUGUGCUUUAUUAAAAGGUCCCGCCUCUGAUUGAGCGAUGGCCAAUCAUGGUGUCAAAUGUGAUGAAAUUCAGGGACAUUCCAGGCAUCGACUCUAGAACAAAGGAUUAAAAACAAAAACUGAACAUAUUUUAUGGUUUUAGUUUCUUCUGAAGCAGUACAUGAUAGUUUGAUAAAUUUAGUUUGUUGUUGUUAAAUGUUCCUUUUUUAACAUGUAAUUUUGAAUAAGUUCCAUUUUUCUUCUUUUCUUGAGUUCAUUGUUUCAGUUUUUGUUGCUGAACUUUAAUAACCUUUAUACAGAUAACAUGUUUCAACAGAGAUCAAGCGAAACUUGAUAACAUCUUUCUCUUUCCAUUGAACCUGUAAACUGAGUCACUUGCCUUUUAUUGCACAUAUUUUAGUAAUCGUCAAUCAUAAAACUCACACACACUGAAAAUUCAUCCUGUGAAAACUAUUUUGAAAGUCAAAAUUAUUUUGUUAAAUAUAUAUUUUGUGUACGAUGAAAAGGUUCAUUCAGUACAUUUGCAGUAAACCUCUCAGACACUUUCAUUUUUUGAAGCUGUUUUCACUUCUGCCAUCUGCUGUCUUCUCUGAAAGAGGUCUGUAUUCAGUCAAAGAGAAAGGGUGGAGACAGUUAACGGAUUAACCCACUGUAUUUUCCCUUUACAAACAGUGGCAGAACCAGCAGCCAAUCAGAGCGGAGAGUCUUUUCCCGUGAGUCACUCAGGCCCCUCCCACCGUCUCUCUACCUUGAGCCGCUCUUCAGAUCCACAGAAGAGCAGAAGUGGAUCCACAGGAAGAGUCUCGGUUCCCUGCGCUGAUCAUGAGAGUCCUGAGCGCUUUAUUCCUCGUGUGUGCGUUCGCUGCGUCUGUGGCCGGAGAUCCAAACAUCACAGAAGCUGCGGCAGAGACUCUCAGCUCGACUCCGGUGAAGACGCUGCUGAAGUCCAGCUUCCAUCUGUAUCACGAGGGGAAGGUGUUUGAGGAGACCUGCGCCCUGCUCCCGUUCAGGUCCGAAAGCCUCCUCAGAUGUGGCUACAACCACAGCCAUCCUCUGGUGCUGAUCAUUCACGGAUGGACGAUGAACGGACUCAUGGAGCAGUGGAUCUUCAAUCUGGCCUCUGCGCUGAAGGUCCGGCUCGGGCAGGUCAACGUGCUCAUCAGCGAUUGGAGGAAUCUGGCCCUUCAGCCGUAUCCAAUCGCAGCCAAGAACAGCAGACAGGUGGGGCAGGACGUGGCUGCGCUGCUCAAAUGGCUGGAGGAAGCUGCUCAGCUCUCCAUGGAUGAAGUCCAUCUGAUUGGCUACAGUCUGGGAGCGCAUGUGGCUGGAUUUGCAGGAAGCCAUUUCAGAGGACGGAGGAAAGUGGGCCGCAUUACUGGACUGGAUCCGGCCGGGCCGCACUUCGAAGGUCUGCCGGCGUUUGACAGACUGUCUCCGGACGACGCUCAGUUUGUGGACGCCAUCCACACCUUCACCAAGUCCAGCAUCAUGCCGGGAGUGGGAAUAAAGCAGAGCGUCGCUCACGUGGACUUCUACCCCAACGGAGGCUCCUUUCAGCCCGGCUGCAAGAUGCUCGACAUUUACAGUAACGUCUAUCAGUACGGCCUGCAAGGAGUUCCCAAGACCAUUAAAUGUGCCCACGAGCGCGCAGUCAAACUCUUCACCAACUCCCUGAUCAACACCAGCCAGCCCAUAAUAGGCUACCGUUGCCGUGACGACAGCACCUUCAACAAAGGCCUGUGUCUUGACUGCAAACAGAUGCGCUGCAACACGCUGGGCUACGAUGUGCGGCACGAGCGCGCGGGGAGGAAGGCUAAAGGGCUGUACUUCAAAACCGGCCCAGAAGCUCCCUAUAAAGUGUUUCACUACCAGAUCAGAGUCCUGCUGAUGAACCUGAUGGAGCCGGUCGAGGCCGCGCUGUCCGUCUCGCUCAACGGGACCCGAGGAGAGAUCCGAGACGUUCCCGUCACACUGUAUCAGGACAGCAGCAGCCCGAAGGCCUUCACCUCAUUGGCUGCGGUGGCCACUGAUCUGGGUCACCUGACCUCCAUCAGGCUGGUCUGGAAGGGCGAGCUGGUCUGGUCCAGCUGGCUGAGGCGUGUCCGGAACAUCAUGAGCUGGAACGGAUCCGAUCAGGACGUGGAACUCAGUGUGUGGAGGAUCCGGAUCAAAUCAGGAGAGAGUAAGGAAAAGACGUGGUUCUGUGGCGUUUCCGCUGAAGUCACGCGUCUGAAGCUGUCGGAGGAGCAGGAGUUCAGACGCUGCGCUCGGAGGACGGAGACACAGACAUGAAGACGCACAGCAGCCGUUCAACCCAGUCUUUUUAUUAAUGCAUUUCAAGUACUCCAAAAAAAUUACAUCUCUUUGCACAAUACGUUUUGAAAUGUUACGUAAAAAUGUUCAAAGUGAACAAAAAUUUAGGUACUGUAUAAAACACAGUGAACAUUAACAGACAGCAGUAUUAAUCUUUUUUUGUUCAUUCGUUUCUCAAUUUUAGUGUUCGGCCUAUUUUCACCUACGACAUUUGGACUCGAUUAAGACUUUUUUCAGUGCACUUUUCCUCUAUGAAAUUUCACCAAGACUACGUAAAAAUUAAAA